UGAACUUUGACAUCCAUCCACUUUUACGACCAGGGGGGUGUUACGUAAUAUACAAUAGGUCGUAAAAAUCUUACCUAUACCGCUAUACUACUCUUCUCAUACAUCAUGCAAUGGUGCUAGCAUAAUGCCAAACUUCAUAUGCAGCAUCUAAUCUGAACCCACGAAGCAGAAAUCCUUUAAUUUCCAAGCAGAGAAUAGAUGGGCACUGCACCCGAGCAGCUCCACUUAUGUUAGUUAUUAUAGGUCUUUGAAAUCUUUCUUUAAUUUUGUUCAACUUGCCUCUCAACUGUUCAGGUGUCCUAGGGAACCAUCCCUCGCUCAUCCUGUCUGCCAUAUCUUUUAAACUCUCUUGUUUCUCUGCACCUCUUCAUCAGCCCAUAAGUUCAGAAGAAAAAAAAAACUGGACCUCAGCUCUUUUCCCAACCAUAAUUGAUGUUUUUUGGGGUAAUAAUUUUUAACUGAACAUAAUUUACCAAAAGACAUAGUAAUGUUAUGUACUUAGAUCUGUCAGACACAGAUGUUUGGUAGUAUGAUAAUAUGGGGAGCCAAGAAAAAACCUCAAAACCUGAAGAAAUAUGUACAUGGAUGCCAUCAUCGAUGUACUUUUAACAUACAUCAGCACUUUUUCUGCUGUACUCCUAUCUGUGCUCUUGUUCACCAGGAUGGAAAUGUAUCUGGCAUUCCUGAUAGCACCAUCAAGACCACGUCUGAUGUCCUUGGCCAAAAACUUGGUGAAAAUGUUGAUUGAUCCUAGAUCCACACUAUGACUCUUCUCCAGGCUCACCAGAAAUGGAAAAUAGGCAAAUAGUUUCUCAUGCUUAGCCAGGUGGUAGCAUACAGACUGAAAUGCGAGCAGCAAGAAUAAAGAGAUGCAACAUAUCAAAAGUGGAUUUUGGCAAGUGUGUGCCAGCCAGCCCUCUCUGCUUCACGGGAAACCAUGAAUUUUGUCAUACAAAUUGUAAUGUGUGGAGAGGUAGCUUUGAAUUUGUAUACUCCAGUGUCAGAGUUAGACAAGCAACUUGUUUCACACAACUAGUUCGCCAAUGAAUUCAGACUGUUCUGAUGCAGUGUCUGAAACCAUCUGCUGUGGCCAAGUCAAGGCAACUGAGCAGCCUAAAAAAUAUAUGAUGAUCUGGUUACAUGCCCAAGACAUCUUUGCAAAAAAUGCGUCCAGACAGGUUUUUUUUCAUGGCUUUCUAGUACCAAAUGUGCCAGCCAAACACAAGUAAGUGCACAUACUGAUAGUACAAAUAGGAUACUUCAAUCUCAGAAGGCUAAUACCAAGACCCAGCAAUUCUUGGCACAUAGGCCACCCUGUGUGCUGCUCUGGCUGUCUGGUAUAUUCUUGGUAUUGUUACAUCGAUACAUUUGUAUAUUGAGCCAUUUUUGCUCCUCCCAAUAUGUAUCCAACAAUCAGUGAUUGGGUCCCCCUCUGACCCACUGCCUUUCCCUUACUUUGUUCCCUAAUGUUGACACCACUCUUCUGUUAUAUUCUGCAGUUUUUUCCUCUCCAUUCAUCUUCCAAUAGCCAUUUCUCUUCCAGAUUUUCACCGGAUAGGCCUAUCGAAUGUAAUCGGAUGCUACGUAAUAUUAGCACAACGUCUAUUGUUGGUAGAGUUAGAGGUAGACUCGACACGUAUAAACCUAACAAUGACUCAAAACACACAGUUAGAGGUCUAUCCACAGUUCUUUUACCUGUCACAGCCAGCAGAAUGAAUAUCUUUUGCUGUUCUGUUUUAAUUAUACUUAUGGAACAAACAAUCAUCUAGCCCAUAAAAGAACCAUAUUGCAAUGCCCAGGUGUGGAUCUAGCCAGAUUAGACACAAAACCAUUUCAGGGGCCGUCUUGUUUAAAUUGCACAUCACCUAUUAAUACUAUUUUGUCUAAUCUGGACGGAUAGCCUGGCAAUGCCCAGAUACAGUAUUGACACUUGUUUUUGCUCUCACAUCAGCUUUUCUUCUUUACAUGUAUGUGUUAUGGAGCAAGUAUUACAUGAGGUCUGAGUCCCUCUUAGACAAGACCGAGACAAGGACUGAUACAGUGGUCACCAGGACAGAGACUUAAUCGAGACAAUGGCACCCCAAGGCUGAGACAGAGACACUUGUGUCUAGAACCAGCCAAGACUGAGACAAGACAAGAGACAGACACACUUUUGUCAUGAGACAUGUCUCGAGACAUCCAACACUGAUCCUGAUUUACCAUAAUCUUGGAUUCAGUCAAUAUUGUGCAUUAAUCAAUUGUUGAUAGAGGGAAAAUCCCAUCUCUUGGCAACAAUGUCUUUGUUGAUAAAUAUAAAUACUUAGAUUACCAAACAAAAUCAUUUUUCCUGAUCUGACCGAGUUAUACAUGGAAGGCUAAAUUGCAACAGUGAAAUCAAGUUUCUAAAUGAAACACGUAUAUAUGCCACUGGAUCAUGUCCCAUCACAUCCUUCAUCAGAUCAGUUUGACUUUACACAAAUUCACCAUCUAAAUCCAUAUAGAACCUUUAAUCUUGAUUCAAUUAAAUAGACUUCAAUAAUUAUUUUAUUUUAAAAUCCACCUGCAGUCUACAUGUACAUGUAGCAUGAAACUGGAUAUGUUUUAGGUCAAGUCAUGCCUGACAUAAAGACUUGAGGGUAAUGCAGACGAGGGGUGGGGGUGGGGGUACUGAGCAGAAUUUUUUGUGAGUGCCAAGAGGUCGGUAUCUCUUUCUUGCUCAUGUUAAGUAAAACCAUUUUUAUGCAUAAAUUGACCAAGAAAGGUUGUCUAUUCAGAGAUAUUAGCCAGCUUUAUCAUUGAUUUAGAAAAAUAUUUGUGUAAGAAAAUUGUCAUCUAUUUUGCACAGUAUACGACUAAGUGUCAAAAUAUUAAUUAGAAUAAAUUAUUUUCAUGCAGCCAAACCUAUGUAAUAUAAUUCAUGAUGUACAAUAGAAAUGUUUGUGAAAUGCCAUGAUUAUUUUAUGACCAUAGUAUUAAUAAAAAUUAAGUGAAUUUACUUUAAAAAUAAGACUGGUCACUAAAUUGUGAGAUGUGAUAAUUAUUAACUUCCAUUAUUAUUGACAAACUGCAACACCUUUCCUAGCUCAAACCAUUAGAUGUGGGGUAUCAGGUGUUUGUUCUUCAAUAGAAAUGUACAAGAACUGAUGUUGUCAAUAUUAUGACUGGGUUGCAACUAAUCUACAAUUACUUCCACAACCUACAAGAACUAUGAUAUAACCUUGACACUGAGUCACAGCUCAUCUGUAAUUGCUGUGUGGUACCAGAUUGGUUCUACAAGAACUAUGAACAUCGACAUUGUGACUGGGUCACUCACAAAUCUACAAAAUGCUGUGUGGUACCAGAUUUGUUCUACAACUUUAAUACAAGAACUAAAUAAACAUUUUGACUGGGUCAUAACUCAUCGAUAAUUGAUGUGUGGCACCAGAUUUGUUCUACAACCUACAAGAACUAUGUUAUCAACAUUGUGACUUGGUCACAAUUUAUAUACAAUUGCUGUGUGAUAUCAUACAUGUAUUUGUUCUACAACCUUCAAGAACUUAUCGACAUUGUGACUGGGUCACAAUUUAUCUACCAUUGCUGUGUGGUACCAUAUUAGUUCUACAACCUUCAAGAACUUAUCAACACUGUAACUGGGUCACAAUAUAUCCACAAUUGCUGUGUGGUACCAUAUUUGUUCUACAACCCUCAAGAACUUAUCAACAUUGUGACUGGGUCACAAUAUAUCUACAAUUGCUGCGUGAUACCAUACAUGUAUUUGUUCUACAACCUUCAAGAACUUAUCAACUUUGUGACUGGGUUACAAUAUAUGUACAAUUGCUGUUUGGUACCAGAACUACAACCUUCAAGAACCUAUCAUCAUUGUGGCUGGGUCACAAUAUAUGUACAAUUGCUGUGUGGUACCAUAUUUGUUCUACAACCCUCAAGAACUUAUCAACAUUGUGACUGGGUCACAGUAUAUCUACAAUUGCUGUGUGGUACCAUACAUGUAUUCUUCAACCCUCAAGAACUUAUUGUGACUGGGUCACAAUACAUGUAUAUCUACAAUUUCUGCGUGAUACCAUAUAUGUAUUUGUUCUACAACCUUCAAGAACUUAUCAACUUUGUGACUGGGUUACAAUAUAUCUACAAUUGCUGUUUGGUACCAGAACUACAACCUUCAAGAACCUAUCAACAUUGUAACUGGGUCACAAUAUAUCUACAAUUGCUGUGUGGCACCAGAUUUGUUCUACAACCCUCAAGAACUUAUCAACAUUGUGACUGGGUCACAAUAUAUCUACAAUUGCUGUGUGAUACCAUACAUGUAUUUGUUCUACAACCCUCAAGAACUUAUUGUGACUGGGUCACAAUAUAUCUACAAUUGCUGUGUGGUACCAUAUUAGUUCUACAACCUUCAAGAACUUAUCAACAUUGUGACUGGGUCACAAUAUAUCUACAAUUGCUGUGUGGUACUUGCAUUUUUCAACAACCUUCAAUAUAUUAUCAACAUUAUUAUGAAGCCUUGGUACAAUUGCUGUGGGGUACAUAUAUCUGUUCUGAAUUCUCAAGCCCUUUUAUAGUUAUGAACCUUGGUAAUGUAUUUUGUCACUCCAGAAUGUACUGAAGCAACUGAGUUCUUGAUAAAGAGAUUUGUGUAUUUUGUAUCAUGUCACUACUCGAGAUAUGUAUUGUGUUCUAACACUAUAUUUUGAAAUAAGGAAAAUUGCACAUCUAUUUAUUUUAACAUCACCAAAGAAAAACAAACUGGUAUAGUUAAUGUAAUUUCAGUUCAUGGGUUUGGCUGCAUGAUUACUUAUUCAUGGUUUUUUGUCACAUUUAUUCAUAUAACUAUAUCAAUACAUUAUUCAUUGUCAUUAUUAACAGGCAUUUGGGCAGAAGCAAAACUCCUUCAUGUUUUUUUUUCUGGUCUAAGAUAUUCUGUAUUUUUAAAAUACUUUUGUUGACUAGCUUGAAUUACAUACAAAUAUGAAUUUACAAGUACUGUUUGCUUGAAUAACUCAACAAAGGUGUCAUUUUAGAACUCAUCUUCCUGUGUACACAGAUUUAAAUAGUUGGCUCUUUUGUGUUGUAAUCAAGUUUGAAAUGUAAAUAAAUGAUUGAGAAAAAAACCACAAUGCAAUAGAGAAUGACAUGAAAAUUUCUAACAGCCAUGUUUUAUUUUCUGUUGAUCUCUUUGCAUUGUUUUAGAUUUCUGACCCCUGUUGCAUCCACCACUGGCCAACAAGUGAGACACAAACAAUUCUACCCCAAGUAUAAGAAGGUCGAUAUCUCCAAGGAAAACUUCCCCCGCUUCAAACAACAGCCACCAGAGGGCGACCUAACCAAGGACAAUGAGACAUUCGUGUAUAAAUGGAGUCAGACGAAGCAUCUGAUGAGUCCAUUGAAGCAUGCUCCGUGGCCAAGAGGUGAAUGGACUCCACAAUCGAAGAGAACGGGCGUGAUAGCGAUCAAGCUGGGUAUGCAGCCGCUGUGGACUAAAGAUGGAAAACGGAUUCCUACUACGCUUCUUCAGGUAUUGGAAUGCAAUGUAUUGGAUUUCCAUCCUAAAGGUCUGAAUGGUAAUGAUAGACCAGGUACCGUACUUGUAGCAGCCAAGAAUGCAUCACCUUACUAUAAAGAUGAAGAGUAUGCAAACCUGUUCAAGUCGGCGUGUCUACCCGUCAAGGAACAUAUUACUAGCUUUAAUGUGACUGAUGAUGCAGCCAUUCAACCAGGUACUCCCCUGUAUGCUGCUCAUUUCAGACCAGGCAUGUAUGUAGACAUUGCUGCCAAAACGAUCGACAAGGGCUUCCAAGGUGUGAUGAAGAGAUGGGGUAUGAAGGGUCAACCAGCUUCACACGGUGCUACUAAAACACAUAGGAAGAUGGGAGGAUCAGGUGGUGGAGGGGAUCCUGGAAGGGUUUGGCCCGGAAAGAAGAUGGCUGGAUUCAUGGGUGAUAAACUCAGAUGGACUUAUGCAUUGAAGGUGGUUCGGGUGAACACCAAGCAUAACAUCCUAUAUUUGAAGGGUACCGUACACGGGCGUAACCUUGGCUUUGUCAAGAUCAAAGAUUCUCACGUCCGUCCCGGCUCCGAGAUGCCUCCGUUCCCUACGUAUUUUCCGGAUGAGGAAGUAGAAGAAGACCUGUUUGAUGAAUCACUCCAUAAUUUCUCUGAUCCUAGCAUUGAAUAUGAAGUGGAGGAAUCGUGAUGAUUAGAUGGAGGCGCGCAUCGGAUUCCAUGCCUCAUAGACUUUGAAAAAGACCUUGCACAUCGCUCGUCUCAGCCAUGAAUAUGAAAUGCUGAUGGGAGUUCUGUUUGGUGUUUUAAAUGAUCAAUGUGAAAAAAAAACAUAAAAUGGAUUUUCUAUAGCGAAUCAAACAUUUGGAACUAAUGCAUCGGUCAACUCGUAUGCAAGUAUCAUGUGGAUGCCGACUGUCCUAUGAGAAAUGAAUGAAACAGAUUGCUGGAUAUGAUUUUAGAACUGCAAAUGAUCUUUCAUAAACACAGAAUAUUUUGUGAUGUUGAAAGUUGUCAAACAUAACCCUAUUGCAGGAUAAUCGUGAGAAAAUAAAACCAUUGAAUAUAGAUUAUUUGUACAUGGAUUUCUUAUCGUCUCUAAAAUUGAAAGAGAAUUUCCUUUCAAUUGGCUUGGCUAAACAAAAUUAAUCAUGUGAAAUCAUCCUCUAUAAAGAUAUUAGAGAGUGCAGAGAUGCAUACAUAUAUGGCAAUACAGCUACAUGUAGGCACUCUUGUGUCAUUUCCUGGCAAAUCAUGUACAGACAUUCAUCUCUGUGUAUUAAGGCAAGAGUGUUCCACACUGCUUGAUUACAUGCAUGAAUACAACCAAGAUGUAUGUCUUCCAGCCAUGUGUUUAUUCUCAUUUCUCCCUUUUUUUCCCUUUUUUUUUCUGGGGGGGCUGUUAGUUGAUUCCAAGUUUGGUGUUGGGUGCUGGAGUAACGAACAGACUUUAGCCAGGACACUGAACUUAAAAGCAAGGCUGGUGCUACAAUAAACAUUACUAGUUGUUGUGUCUUCAAUGAUGCAAUUAGUGUCAUUUUCUACACCUGAUUUCUUGUUUCUAUGUACAGAGCUCCGUUCAGCAGCCUAUUCUUUUUAACCCUAACACCCAACAUCAUACUUAAGACAACCAAUGAAUGUGAUGUGUUGAGAGCAAAUUGUUUUCCAUGAAGACUGACACCAAUAUUUGAAUGAGUGAUUGAUAUGAAUAAAGACAUUUAACAACAAAUUA
Molecule: messenger RNA, 7207 nt
Organism: Lytechinus pictus (painted urchin)
Lineage: Eukaryota; Metazoa; Echinodermata; Echinoidea; Temnopleuroida; Toxopneustidae
Product: large ribosomal subunit protein uL3m-like
Exons: 7
Coding region: 5126-6166 (346 amino acids)
Biological process (GO): translation
Cellular component (GO): mitochondrial large ribosomal subunit; ribosome
Molecular function (GO): structural constituent of ribosome
Source: RefSeq, a predicted model, not a curated record